AUGGCUGACCCACUACGUGGUGUUUCUGGCUUUGUGCAUGUUCUAGAGACCAACGAUGAGGGAAAGAAGAAAUUCAAAUUUAAAGCCUUGAGGAACUUUUUUGGCAAGAAGAAGAAAAAGGCUGAAGCUAUCCAGGGAGGGAGCGUGCUGAAACCCAAAUUGCCCAACAGCAAUAUUAACAUCACUCCUCUGAAACCACUUCCGGAGGGUCACCAGAUUGAGCCUCAGGUCAAGAGACUCCUAGGGAACAAAGCUCUGUCCCACGACAGCAUCUUCAUGUUGAACCCUGAGCGCGAAAAAUCAGCAAUUAAAUUAUACUCCUCUCCAGGACCACACAGAGGCAGAACAAUGCAGAGAAGAUAUAACAUUUCCAGAACUCUACCUAGAACUGGGCCUGGUAGUACACAUGGAGAUCUUUCUGGAAUUGUAUUUGGAUCUGUGCCUUCAUGUUCACCCAGAAGUGGAAUCUGGGCUGCGGGCACCAAGAUGACUGAGGUCCCACCAGUGCAUUCACGCCAGCCCAGCAUCAGUUCUACUCUUAUCCAGUCUGACACCAUCACUGAGGACCCUGAAGAAAUUGCUGUGGAUAAUGAGUCACCUAAGAACCUACAAAAGAGGACUUUGCCACAGGUCUUGACUUUGAAGAAGAGCUCCUCUGAGUCAAUAUCCAGACCACCUUCCUUGGAUGAAGUGGCUAUGCCUGACUCUCCCAGCAGCAUGCUGCCGUCUACUAGCUUCAAGACCCCAGCCAACACCCACGGCGGUUUGGAUACUUCAGCUCCUCAACACAAGAUGCCUUUAAGCUCCCGAAGACAAAAGAAAUACCCUCAGACAACUGUAAAAACAAGGCUGGAGGAGCCAAGUCUGCUGGUUUCUGAGGAGAAGGGCACAACCGUGCCCCAAGGGCCUGAGCAAAAGAAGCUGAAUAAAGACAGCGCAGGUUCCUCAAAGCAGGAGCAGAGCAACAAAACCGAGAUUUGGGAUAAGAAGACAAUAGAUCAGGCUGCAAACAUAGACAAUGCUGGGAGUUUGGGCUCGCCCUUGUCAGAGCCCUUUGGAAGAAAACAUGGAAGAAAAGGACCAAGUCCUUCAGAAACAAGUGAGAGUGGAUCCAGAGGAAGAAAUGUAAGACUGUCCAGUCUGAGGCUUGGCCUAGGUGACAGAGGUGGCUCUCUGCCUGCUGAUAAAACUGCCAGUGAUGCUCCAGUCUGGACCCAGUCCUUGGAGAAGCUGAACGUGGAGCAACCCCCAAUUCCACAAGCAGAAACUACUAGCCCUCAGGAGUUUCUCUCAGACCAAGAUGGCAUGGGAAUGAGAAAUGCUGGUACAGAUAUUGAAGGCAGAAAAGUGUCAGCAUCACCAUUCAUAUCUGAGGACGUGGUGUGUUCACUAGUUAGUGGUCCACGACUGUACCAUGAAGAAGAGGCUUCUGGAAGCAAGAAAGCAGUAAGCAGAGCGUCUUACUUACCAGUGGUGGAAAGCCUGCCUACCUCCCAAGAUGUUUUCUCAAUGGCAGUGGAGGUUCAGGUGUUUGUAGAUCCUUCUCAUUUCCAGUCAGAGGAGCACGACAGAUCCAGCUUUGAUUCACAAAAUGUCCGAUUUGAAAUGGAGUCAGUUGAAGAUAUUACAAGUAAUUGCAAAGAAAAGCCACCUGGAAAUGUUCUCCAGGCCCUUACAGCAAGUGCUUCAGCUGCUGCACAUGCUGUAGCUGAGGGAGGCAUUGCUAUGGCCGAGAGGCAGCAUCUCAGAAGCCUUUCCCAGUCCUUGGGGAGCCUCGAAGUUGAAGUCUCAGACUCAGAAAAUACUUCUGAGAUGGAGGAUGAUUCUGACCAACCACUCACUUCUGAAUGCUCUUUAGAGUCUUUCGAGAUGCGUGACCAUGAAGUUUCCACAGAAUUAGAAAGUUUAGCUGUGAAAGCAGGUUAUUCCAAGCAGCAGCUGGCUCCUAAACAUUCUUCCCAGCCCACGGGUAUGCACCAGGCUGACUGCAACUUAAGUUCUGAGAGUGGUUCAGUGAAGAUUGAUUCUGAGCAGCAGCUGGCCUUACGGAAGCCUAAAGAUAACCCAGAAGUCAUCACAGCAUCGGAGAGCUUCAUAGUGCAGUCAAGCACUUCUGAUAAGCAGGCUUUGGGGAGGUCUGAAAACAAAGUCUCCACAAAAGCAAACAAAUGUGUUGAAAAGUACCACCGUUCUGAGGACUGGAGCAGCUCAGAAGGAGAUCUGCUUCUCAGGCCCCCUUCUCACAUCUUGCGGAACCCUAAACGCCAAGUAGUCUCAUUUUUAAAGGACAUACCUGAGGAAAACAGUGACCCCAUGCAGACACUUCCUCCCACACACCCUUCUGAACCCUUUGUGAGACUGAAUGCUCAGCAACAUGUCUCCUCAGGUGCAGUGAGUGCGUCUACAAAAUGGAGUGUUCUAGCGCGGUCUCCCAAACACCUUUCCCAGUCCUGGCUGAGCCCCAAAGUUGAGCAGGAAGCCUCUGCGGAUCCAGAGAGAGCUGCUGUUGACUGGAGCGUCUGUAUAGAGCCACUGCCUCCCAGAAUCUUUUCCAAGCGCCAGAGGAGACCUAAAAUUGGUCAAGAAGUCUCAGAUUCAAAAGGUCCAGAAGUUCCUACUCCCGAAAGGGUUGCUUCUGUGGAUCUUCUGUCUCCAAAACAUUCUUCUCAGUCUCCAAUUAAGCCAAUAGCUGAGCAAAAGAUCUCUGCAGGUCCAGAGAGCAUGGCUGUUGGGAGAAACAUUUCCACGGAGCUGUUGCUCCCUAGCGGUCCUUCUCAGCUCUCGGUGAGAACAGUGGUUGGACAGCACGUCCUGGGGGCAGACUGCGCUGUGGUUGAGCACAGGAGUUCUGCGGAGCCCUCACUUCCCAGACAGACUUCCCAGUCUCUGAUGAGGUCUCUAGCCCAGCAACAAGUCUCUGCAGGCCCAGAGUGCACUGCUUCUGGGCGGAGCAUUUCUAUGGAGCCACUACCUCCCAGAAACCCUUUACCACCAAGGGUGAGCCCUAAAUUUGGGCCAAAAUCUUCAUUUCCAGAGAGCACAGCUAUUGAAGGACACGUUUCUAUGGAGCCUGUGCCUCCUGCAGUUCUGGCCCAGUCCUUGAUGAACCCAGUAAGACAAAGUGUGUUUUCAGGUUUAGAGGGUGCAGCUGACAGUGUCAUUAUGGCAGAGCCACUCCUUCCUCAGGGUGCUCUCCGGUCUGUGGAAACUCCUCAAGCCCAGCAUGGCUUCUCAGAGGACACUGCCAUUGGUGGGGAAAUGUUUGUGGGGCUACCGCCUCCCACAGGCUCUCUCCAGCCCUUGGUGAAGCCGACCUUCCCGCCACAGGUCAGGACCUCCAAAGCAGCAAGCGCUUUCACAGAAUGGUGCCGUCCUGUGGAGCCAAUGCCUCCCACACACAUUUUCCAACCAUGGGUGAGCCCUAAAUUUGACUCACAGGUCUCUGCAGAGAGUGUGGCCAUUGAGUGGGGCAUUUCUCUGGAACCACUGCCUCCCAGAAUGCCUAGUCAGCGCCUUAUGAGACCGGUUGGCAAGCAAGAAGUCGCCUCAGGUUCAGUGAGUGCUUCUGCAGAGUGGGACACUACUGAGAAGCCACUGCCCCCAAGGGGCACUUUCCAACCCCAGAUGAGCCUCAAGUUUGAGCAACAAGUCUCUGCAGGUGCAGAGAGCACCAGGAGUGUUUCUAUGGAGCAAACAAGUUCCAGAAAGCCUUCUAAGUCCCUAAUGAAAACAGCAGUGAAACAACCAACCUCUUCAGGUCCAGAGAGUGUUACUGUCGAGAGGGGUAUAGCUGAAGAGCCACUGCCUCCCAGACACUCCUGGUCCAGUAUGAGACAUAAAGUCUACCAAGCAUCCUCUAGUUUUCAGAGUGCCACCGUGGAAGGAGUUUCUAGAGCCUCAGUGACCACCAAGAAUCCCACCCAGUACUUCAUGAAGCCUAAAAUUCAGCAAAUAUCAUCACAUCUGGAGAACAUUGCUGCUGGAGGCAUCUCUAAGCAACUGCUGGCUCCCAGGCCUCCUUCCCAGUGGUUUGUAAAGUUUAUGGCACAGCAGAUCUUUUCAGAGAGCCAUACUAUUGAGGGGGGAGUUUAUGUGGAUCCAUUGGCUUCAAAUCAGCCUGCCAAAUCUUUGUGGAGGCCUAAAGUUGAGCCCCAGGUUUUCUCAGGUCGUGAGAGUGCUGCCGUGGCAGAAGGCAUUUCUCUGAAGCAGCUUCCUUCACAGUCCUUCGGGAAGCCUAAAGACCCACACCACAUUUUCUCACAUUCAGGGAGUGUUCCUGUGAAGCGGAGCAGUUCUGAAGAACAGCUGCCUUUCAGACAACCUUCCCAAGGUGAGGGAGGGACUGAAUUACAGUCACAGGUUUUCUCAACAGGCUUGGGAAAAUCAUCUGUAGAACAUAGCCCUUUACAGCCUUUUGCAAACUUCAGCUAUCAGAAACCAAUUCAUUCCAGUUCCAUGAGUGCAAUUCCUGAGGGAACCACUUUAGAGAGCAAAGCCAACAGCCAUUCUCUACUAAAAGGUCCAGCUUCUCCAAACAAAACUAAGAAGCACAGCUCUGAAGACCUCACUAAGAACAUCCCAAUUCCUAUCACCAAACUUGAGAGGUUCAUCAGUGCCCCUGACUUGCAGAUAGCCAUUUCAGAGGGCACUUACUCUAAGGAAGAAGUUCUUGAGAGUGAGGGUCGAAGUGGUAACCAUUCAAAGUUACCCUCCAUUGGGACUGAUGCUGAAAACCUAUUUGGAGUCCGACUGAAAAAAGUCCCUUUCUUACAGAAGUACAAGAGUGAAAAACAAGGUAGCAUCACCAAACUUUCUUCAAUCUCCUUGGACCCAAUUUUACCUUCCAUAGGUAGAGAACAGCAAAUGAGAAGAAGCACAUCCCAGGGGCUCCUGGGCAUUACAGAGGACCUCACCACAAUCCCUGAAUUUGUAGAGAAGAAACAGAGAAGGCCCAUUUCUGAAACAAUAUCCCAGAAGCAAUCCAUUUACAAGAUCCCAGGAAAUUCUGACAGAAAGUCGGAGUAUGCCUCCUCAGAGCCAAGUUGGAUAGCCAUGGUGAAGCAGAAGAGUUUCCUGGAUCAUAUUCCUAUGAGUGAGUCAAAAUGCAAAAGCAGAUCUGGAGCCAAUGCUGAGACUAAGGAACACAGAAGUGAGGGAGCUGGCCUUGCACAUACCGAAUCAAAAAAGACUUUCACUUCCAAUACCAAUCAACAGGAGAAGAUGGCACUGAUGAAGCCACCUGUGUCUACCAAAGCAGAUGAAAACACACCUGUUCCUACCAAAGCAGAGGCUCCACCCUCAGGAGUUACCAGACUGGACCGAUACACCACCCCCUGUGAUCCACUCACCCUCUCCGACAUGGGCUGA
This is a messenger RNA of Condylura cristata (star-nosed mole), 5367 nucleotides long. RefSeq names its product KIAA1210 ortholog. The record is from RefSeq and is a predicted model, not a curated record. The coding region runs from base 1 to 5367 and encodes 1788 amino acids. The transcript has 11 exons. NCBI's taxonomy places the organism in Eukaryota, Metazoa, Chordata, Mammalia, Eulipotyphla, Talpidae.